AUGGAGGAAAAUCAGACAAUGGUCACAGAGUUCAUCCUCCUGGGAUUUUGUCUUGGCCAAAGGAUUCAUGUACUUCUUUUUGGAAUUUUCUCCCUCUUCUACGCCUUCACUCUGCUGGGGAAUGGGGCCAUCCUGGCUCUCAUCUGCCUGGACCCCAGACUGCACACCCCCAUGUACUUCUUCCUCUCCCACCUGGCCAUAGUGGACAUCGCCUAUGCCUGCAACACAGUGCCCCGGAUGCUGCUGAAUCUCCUGGACCCCGCCCUGCCCAUCUCCUUUGGGGGCUGCAUGACCCAGACCUUUCUCUUUCGCAUCCUGCUGGCCAUCCUGAGGAUCCAGUCAGGGGAGGGCCGCAGAAAGGCCUUCUCCACCUGCUCCUCCCACCUCUGUGUGGUGGGGCUCUUCUUUGGCAGCGCCAUCGUCAUGUACAUGGCCCCCCAGUCCCGCCACCCUGAGGAGCAGCAGAAGAUCCUUUUCCUAUUUUACAGUUUUUUCAACCCCAUGCUGAACCCCCUGAUCUACAGCCUGAGGAACGCAGAGGUCAAGAGUGCCCUGYGGAGGGCUCUGUACAAAGAAGGUCAUUCCCAGCUGCUCUGA
Messenger RNA from Urocitellus parryii (Arctic ground squirrel), 597 nucleotides. The record is from RefSeq and is a predicted model, not a curated record. NCBI's taxonomy places the organism in Eukaryota, Metazoa, Chordata, Mammalia, Rodentia, Sciuridae.